GUAUGAUCAAAUUUAAAAUUGAACAUGAUAUUGUAACUAAGAGUGAUUUAGGAGAAGUUAAUAUAAAACAUGUAUUUAAAGAUUCUGAAACUGGCAAGAUUAUUAAAAUAUUCAAUAAUGAUAACUUUUUAAUAUGUAAAUCUGAUGAUAAAGAAUGUUGGAUUGAGAAACAUGAUAUCGUUUGA
This is a messenger RNA of Cetraspora pellucida, 185 nucleotides long. Lineage: Eukaryota; Fungi; Glomeromycota; Glomeromycetes; Diversisporales; Gigasporaceae. The record is from the annotation of a GenBank genome assembly.